Molecule: messenger RNA, 1340 nt
Organism: Didymella exigua CBS 183.55
Lineage: Eukaryota; Fungi; Ascomycota; Dothideomycetes; Pleosporales; Didymellaceae
Exons: 1
Coding region: 35-1204 (389 amino acids)
Source: RefSeq, a predicted model, not a curated record
ACGCAUUGUGCGGACCGCAAGAACCCGAAAAUUGAUGGAUUUCGGAGAUAAGUACGUCGAGAUACCCGUCGAGGUCGUAAGCAAUACUGCACCAGCUACCUCACGCACCCCAGCGAUUUUUGCCAUCAUGUCUUCGCCACCUCAACCUCCCCCAAAUCCACUCCACUGGAAGUUUGAUGUUGAUGAAUACCUGUCUCAAAACAAAGUAUGCUGCGACAAAGCAGUAUCUCUGGAUACCGGCACAUCGUGCCUCAUCUUGCGACUUGAUGGGCUCAAAGACACAGAAGCCUCGGCCAACGGCCAUCAUGAGGGUCAACCAGCCAUUAUGAAAUGUGCCUUUAGCACACCCAAAUAUCAGAAAUUUGCCGUCUCGCCAGAAAGACUACAAUUCGAGGUCAAGGCACUCAAGUCCGAAGCUGUUGCAGAGGCAUGCCGUCAGGAACCUAGUGUUCAGGUCCCCCGUGUGCUAAGGGAGACAAAGAACGGCUUCAUUAUGAACCAUGUCGGUGAGAUGGAUUUGCGUACGGCCUUCAAAACGGAUGCUUCACUGGAUAUGGUGAAAAUCGGUGUCCGUCUGGGCCGAUGGCUCGGCAGUUUGCAUCUUGCAGGCAUUGCUCUUGGCCCCGAUGGAUGGAGCUCUCGCCACGAUGAGCUGGACAAGUUUUACGCACCUGGAGGCCUUGCUGAAAAGGCCAUAAAAGCUUCCAUGAGCGAGGAAGAGUCGGAAAAGGUCCUCGCAGCUAUGCGAGCGCCAACUCCCACUCAUACAUUGACGCCUUGGGACUUUCGACCGAUGAACAUCGUGGUUCGUCUGCCGACGGCAGGUGAAGCGCCCCCGAAUCUCACAGUUGUUGACUGGGAGCUUUGCCAUUACGGAGAUCCUUCAAACGACAUUCGAAUGUGGGUUGCCGAAACCAUGAUACUGGAGGCAAAGUUUGGGAACAGGGGUCUGCUUUCGUCCUUCUUAUCCUCCUACAAGCAACAGGCUGGAACUACUCUUGUAAACGAAGAAUUUGUAUCCAAAGUAGCUUUGAGUGCUGGGAUCUAUAUGCUCUGGCUUAUUCCUAUCAACCCAAGGGUAUGGGACUGCAGCGAAGAAGACAUCGAGAUGUGGAAGGCCAUCAGCCUCGAGUACAUUCGGGCUGGAACCAAUGGCAACAUCGCAUGGUUAAAAAUGAGCUGUUUGGCUCCUCUCUUGGAAUAGCUAGUGAUUCGAUGCGCAAUUAGCCUGGAUGUUGCCACUACUUUUAAAUGAUACUGUUGAUGUUAUAGCAUUGUGCCUGGUUUAGCAAACACUCUCGAAAAGCAAAAUUUAAAUGGUAAUCAAAACUUCGAGUGCG